UUUUCCAAUCUGUAAGCCUCAGGAAUUCUGCCUGGAGAUUGCCAGCAGCAGCAAAGUCUGGCCUUUGUUUUUCUAUUACUCCCAUUCUAUACUGUCUGGCUGCGUCAGGAAGGGAGGCUAGCUAGCUAGCCCCACUGAACAGCUGGAGAAGCCAAAGCCCAGAGAAGUGGCAUAACCAGCUUAAGGCCACUGAGCUCAUUAAGAGUUGAGCUCUCAGAUCCAGUUUUUCACCUCCCUUUCCCUACCAAGUUGCUGCGUCCUGGAACGAGACGGAGCCUCGCUGCUACUGAUCCGAAUGGUCUCAGUGGUCAGAAUCCCCAAAUCAUGGCUCUGGGGUCAGGGAACCAGCGCGCAGUCGGACGCUCCCGCGGUGCAGGUGGGGAGACUGAGGUCCAGAGACCGGUGCUCCAGUGCCAGCGGGGCAAAAGGCGAGGGGGCGCGUCCAUCCUCCCCAGCAGCCGGCGCCGGAGCCGCCUCCGCCCGCCCCCCACGAUGGGUGCCCCCGCCUCGAUUUUGCCCUCGCAGCGCCGCAGCUCGGGAUCCAGUCAUGGUGGCUGCGCUGGUGGCGGCGUGGCUGCUCCUGUCGGCCGCGGCCUGCGCGCAGCGGGAGCAGGACUUCUACGACUUCAAGGCGGUCAACAUCCGGGGCAAGUUGGUGUCGCUGGAGAAGUACCGCGGCUCGGUGUCCCUGGUGGUGAACGUGGCUAGCGAGUGUGGCUUCACGGACCAGCACUACCGAGCCUUGCAGCAGCUGCAGCGGGACCUGGGGCCCCACCACUUCAAUGUGCUUGCCUUCCCCUGCAACCAGUUCGGCCAGCAGGAGCCUGAUACCAACAAGGAGAUCGAGAGCUUCGCCCGCCGCACCUACAGUGUUUCUUUCCCCAUGUUUAGCAAGGUCGCAGUCACUGGCGCUGGUGCCCACCCUGCCUUCAAGUACCUGAUCCAGACUUCUGGGAAGGAGCCCACCUGGAACUUUUGGAAGUACCUAGUGGCCCCAGAUGGAAAGGUAGUAGGGGCUUGGGACCCAACUGUGUCUGUGGAGGAGAUCAAGCCCCAGAUCACAGCACUUGUGAGGAAGCUCAUCCUGAAGAAGCGAGAAGACUUAUAACCACUUUCUCUCCUCUCCUACUUUCCCAUCCCCCCCAUCCUCCACCUUGAAUGGGAGACCAAAGCAAACUCAGUGGUGCUCAAUGGUGCUUAGAGGGAGGACCUAUGGACUCUCCUUCCUCCAUUUUUAUCCCAUCUACCCUAUCACUCCUAUGGGGGAAAAAUUCUAGUAUUUGGAUUAUUUGAGUCUUAGAACAACCUAUAGGAACUCUUGGCCAAUGAGAGCUCUUGGCCAAUGAAUCACCAGCCGAUAAGAACCUCUAGCCCAUGAAAACAUGUGGCAAAUAGAAGUAUAUAAAGCAAUAAUCUCGUGCCUAUUAAAAACUCUGUAAAAUGGGACCAAUUCCUACCUCACAGGGCUGUUGUGAGGAUGAGGAUGAAAGAUCUAUGAAAGUGCCUAGGGCAGUGCCAGCUCACUGGGAGGCAUUCAAUAAAUGGGUUUUUUGGCUUAUAAACCAAAAAAUAACUUGUAAUCAAUAAAAACUUGUGCCCAACAUGAAUUUCCAGCCAUUGAGAAUCCAAGCCAAAGAUUUAUUUGUUGUUACAACUGUUUUCCUCUGUAUCAUUUUUUUUAAUUACAAAAGUAAUAGAAAUAGAUUGUAAAAUAAUACAGGAUGAUAUAAAAUAAAAAUGAAGAUAUCCCCCUUGUUUUCUAUAUCUCACUCCCUGGAGGUAAAUAAAUACUGUUAGCAAUUUGGUACAAAGACUUCCUAAUUUUUUUUAUCAAGCCAAUAAUUAUUGCCCAAAAGAAUUCACUGACCAAAAGUAUACCAUAAUAACAAAUAGGCAAAGGAUAUGAAUAGAUAAUUCACAGAAUAAUGUAGAUGGAUAAUAAGGAUAUGAGAGAUAUUCAGCUUCAUUAAAGUUGGAAAGAUUUUUUUAAAUGAUAAUACCCAUAGUUGGUAAGGAUGUGAGGAAAUGGGCAUUCAUAGUAACUGUUGGUGGGACAAUGAAAUGGCACAAGUUUUUAGAGGGUGAUUUGGCAGUAUCUUUUAAAACUAAAUGUUCAUGUCCUUUGAUCCAUCAUUUCUUGUCCUAGAAGUCUCUCAAACUGUGCAAAUAUGUAUGUACGUCGUUCAUAAUAGUGAAAAUUGGAUGCAAUCCUGUAUCCAUCAAUAUGGUCUGAUAAUGAAUUAUGGUACAAAUCCAAAUGGUACACUAAUGCAGUUAUUAAAAUGAAUGAAUUAGGG
Ailuropoda melanoleuca (giant panda) is the source of this 2297-nucleotide messenger RNA. RefSeq names its product glutathione peroxidase 7 (gene GPX7). Gene Ontology annotation, molecular function: glutathione peroxidase activity. The transcript is spliced from 3 exons. Lineage: Eukaryota; Metazoa; Chordata; Mammalia; Carnivora; Ursidae. Bases 296 to 1108 code for a protein of 270 amino acids. The record is from RefSeq and is a predicted model, not a curated record. Gene Ontology annotation, biological process: response to oxidative stress.